Messenger RNA from Naegleria lovaniensis, 1077 nucleotides. RefSeq lists its product as uncharacterized. The transcript has 2 exons. The record is from RefSeq and is a predicted model, not a curated record. The coding region runs from base 1 to 1077 and encodes 358 amino acids. NCBI's taxonomy places the organism in Eukaryota, Heterolobosea, Eutetramitea, Acrasida, Naegleriidae.
AUGAGCAGUCCAAUAGACAAUACCAAUAUACCACCGCCUCCUACCUUCUCUCCUCCUCAUCAUAUUCAAGCGAUCGUGAAUGCCUCAAUCUUUCUCAUCUUGUAUUUGAUUUUACAAAUUUCCAUUAUUGUGUUUGCAUGUCGAGGAUGGAAAAUCAUGCAACGAAAUCAACGAGUGUUGUAUGUUUUGGUAGGAGUGUUUGUUGCAUUGCAAAUGCUUGGUGUUGGUGCUGAAUUGAUUCAUAAUGCUGCUAUUCUGAGUGUCGUGACAGAAUCAUCACAAUUUCCGAAUUCUAAUUUGAAUUCUGGAAAUGUUUCAAUUCUGGCAUCUGUUUCAAAUCUGAUUGCAUUCUUGAAAUUGUUACAAUUGCAAAAUUUGUUCAUUCUCAUGUCAUUCAUUCAGAAUAUUUUUUUGACAACAUUACAUCGAGCAGGUGGAUUAUCCAAGCAAGUGUAUCUUCUACUUCAAAUCAUCCUCAAUAUAUUAACCAUUCUAUUGACCUUACUUUCAUAUGCAGCAUUUCUCACUGCGUUCAUCAUGAGAAUAGUACAAGAGGCUUCAAAUAUCCAAUUAGAUCGAGUGUUAGUUGAAGCCUUUGGAAAAUUGGGAGUUUCUGUCUAUUUCUUUUCCUUAUUUGUGAAUACAUGUAUCUUCGUGUUGAUUAGCAUUCGAUUGUUUUAUGUGGUCAAGACACGACGUUCGUCCUCUUCUCAAGUCAAGCAUACACAUGCAAUAUUUCGAAUAUUGAAUCAACCAUUGACCAAAAUAGUUGGUCUAUUGUUUGGAAUGAUAUUGAGCGCGUUGUGUUUUUGUUUGGGAGUUUUGGGUCUUCUCGUGGCUCUUGCUGAUUACAAUGUGUUGAUGGUCUAUUACUUUUUUAGUGAUUUUGGUGUGUUGAUUUUUGCAAUCAUGGUUCUCAUGUUGUACAAUCCAUUGACCAAUGCUUCAUCAUCGUCAGAAAAACAGACCAUUGUGACCCCUAAAGCUUCUCCUGCUACACGUGAACAGCAGCAGCAGCAACCGAAUAAUCCAUCGAAAAAUGAAUCUCAUGAAGUAGGCGUUUCGUCCAAAGUAUGA